Messenger RNA from Hypoxylon trugodes, 4276 nucleotides. RefSeq lists its product as uncharacterized. NCBI's taxonomy places the organism in Eukaryota, Fungi, Ascomycota, Sordariomycetes, Xylariales, Hypoxylaceae. Gene Ontology annotation, biological process: proteasome-mediated ubiquitin-dependent protein catabolic process. Gene Ontology annotation, molecular function: polyubiquitin modification-dependent protein binding. Gene Ontology annotation, cellular component: proteasome regulatory particle, base subcomplex; cytosol; nucleus. Bases 228 to 3713 code for a protein of 1161 amino acids. The record is from RefSeq and is a predicted model, not a curated record. The transcript has 2 exons.
UGCUAGGAUAGGAGAUUAACGGGUAACGUCGCCGGUCAUCAUCGCUCUGCCGAAUUUUUUUCUCCUCAAUUUCUCCCAUCUCCAACCAACAUUGAUGACAACAUCGCCAACUUCAUUCGCGUCUUUUCUCUCUUUCGCCAUAUUCCCAUAGUACCAAAUAUUGACUGUGCCAUCUUCUAUCGCACAGUCAUAAGAUUAUUACCCCCUAGUUUCUCUUAUACUACUUUAUGCAACAAGAGCUUCCCGAAGUAUCAACACAGAUUCAACAGGACAGCACUUCUCAAUCCCCUAAAUCCCUCCAUCAACAUGGCCUUCAGCACCAUGGUCAAAGUGGCCCAACCCACUACUCUCUGCAGCAACCGCAGCAGUUGUCCGAUGGCAGGUCGUCAAGCUCAGAGCGGGGUGACACCAGCAACUGCGUCGCUGGGGAGGGCAUUGAUGCAGUUUCCCUCCAGGAACGACUGCGCGGAUUGAGCAACACCAAUGAAAAAUUAAACGCGACGCAAGCUUUUACUCCAGGACAAAGAAUUUCGGAAUAUGAAAAUGCAUUGACACCCGCAAUCCCCAGACAAGCCAUGGGAUUCAAGGUCAUUAAACGCGCCGGCGCGCGUUCCGAUGGUGUUCAACUUUCAGAUUUCCCUAAUGAAAUUCUGACGCACAUUUUGUCCCACUUGCAUCCCGACUCGCACGCCUCUGUCGCAUUGGUAUCGAAACGAUUCUACUCUCUGGUCACUUCAUCUCACGCAUGGCGCAUGGCCUUCCAACGAUACUUCCCUGGGCAUAGUGCAUUAAUCACCAAUGGUAAACACAAGACCGGAGUGUGGGACGAAGAGGAUUCGGAAUUUGUGCGCUCGGAAGUGCGCUUUUUCACGCGCCUAACGCCACAUGCUUCUUGGCGCAGCGAAUAUCUUCUAAGGACUCGACUCCUUCGUAGUCUUGCUAGGGGCAAGCCAGGAACGACCUCCGGAGGUAUCGGAUCCUCUUCUCGAUCCAGCCAAUCCGGCAAGAAGGCUAGCGCAGUCUUGACCUAUAACACUAAGCUCCCAUCCCCAGUCACCAAUAUCCAUGCCGUUUUCAAAUCCAAUGGGAAGAAGCCGCCCCGAGCGAUCCAUGGGGCCGCGGAUAUGGGAAUCGCUAGUACCAGCGACCCUACUAGUGGUAAGGUCGAGAAAUGGGGCUUGGAUAGUCCCUUUAACUUUGCUCAGCUUAGCGAAGUUGUACCGCAACUUAUGCCUUAUGGUGAAGGCGAAGGACCUGCAGCUGUUCCCAAUGUCAUGGACGUUAGCCAAGCAUUUGGGUUUCUUGGCGGAGAAGGAUUUCCUGGUGGCCGUGUCUUCUACCGUUCCAUAAGUGAAUAUCGGGGCAAGUAUCUGGGUCAAGAAAAAGGACUUAUUGAGGCUUAUCCUGACAUCCCGAAGAUCCCUGAGCUCUCAGAAGGCAUCUGUUCCGUUUGGAUUGCCAAGUCAAAUACUGUCCCCUCUUUGACCCAGUCUUUAGUGGGAAUGAUGACCGGAUCUUCAUUGGGUGUUGUCACCACAUACGCGCUUGGUUACGACCCUACUAGCAUGCGAUACCCCGCAGGUGAGAUGAGCGCGCGUUGGGUACUCAGCCCAGGAGUCCCCAUUAUCGCGCUCAAGAUUGACGACAACUACAGCCAAAAGCGUAAGGCGCUUGGGCGUGUGUGGGCAGUCGCUCUGAAUGCAUUGGGCGAAGUAUACUACUUAACCCAACCACCCACUGCACCCGCUAUCAAGUCGAAGACCGAUGACAGUGUUAAACUCGCAUGGCAUACUGGUCGCACAACUUGUUGGCAACUAGUGGAGUCCACGCGACGCCGAGCGCGUCCGGACAAUUCAGGCAAGAAUGCAGUCCGCGGUGCUUAUUCUCCAAGGUCCCCGUCUAACAGCAUGGGCCUGACGAAGGUGCAGAUGUGUGCGGAGGCUCGCGAAAUAGAAAAGUUCCUCCGCUAUCAACCGGCCCGCUUCCGCAAGGUAUGUUAUGGGUGGAAUAUGUGCCGGAAACUAGAAGUGGAUUUCGCGAGUGAUGACGAAAAUGGAGCUGGCGAAAGCAUAUUUAUCAUUGAAUGCGGAGACGAGUAUUACACUCCGGCUAUUAGACGAUUACGUCGAACUGUUACGGACCAGAGUGAAUCCUCCACUGAAGCUGUUCCCAGCGAAGAGAUCCCAGUGGAGGUGACCCCACCUACUCCGGCUCCCUCCAUAUUUGGUGGCAGUAGUACCAGAUCAGCUUCGCCGAAUUCUUCUAGUUCACCGUUACUGAAGCAGGUACUAUCGACUUCAGGAAAGAUAUCCUCACCUAAUGUGACCACCCCUGCGAAGACUGUCCUGGACGACUGGUAUCAGACGAUCUUCCACUCGAAAGAAUUCAAUCACUCGCAGAUAACUACAAUCGGCGUAGACGCCUCCCAGCUUGCUCUUGUCACGUCUUUUGAGGAUCCUCUGAAGAAUGCAGUUAAUUCGGCUUCCGUUGGUUCAACUCCAACAAAUCAGAUGCCAUCAGAUAUUCCCGGCAGGCGAGCGAGACUAUUUGGAAUUGGCACGAGUAAGGGGAAGGUUGUGCUCUGGAACAUGCGGGAACCCCACACUAAUGAUGAAGUGUACCCCAUCCGAGUUAUUCAAACAGAAUCCCCACGAAUUUCAAGCUUGGCUCUCUCGGCCCUUUAUCUUGUUCAUGGUGGAAGCGAUGGACUUGUUCAGGCUUGGGAUCCUCUUGCGUCUACUUUGGACCCAAUUCGCACAAUUAACUCGCGCCCUCCGAAUCGACUGCCUCGUCAUGUGCCUAUCCCAAACAUAUACAACCCGGCGGUCGGAGCUAUCUAUUUAGACCCUGACCCGACUGUCCUCCAUGGAAUAGUGUCCUUUGGAACUUUAGUGCGUUACUGGUCCUACAGCUCUUCGGAUCAUGCGACGGGUCGUAAGCGCCGAUCACGUCACUCUGAGAUUCACGGCCGACGCUCUAGUAGACGUCACGGCGGUGGUGUUCAGGGCUAUAUUGAUGAUGAAGCUGAAGAACUUCGCAAUGAACAGCAGCACAAAGCACGAGAACAAGCUCGCCUUCGUUCUCGUUUCGGAGUUGGUUUGGGUGAACUGACGGAAGAGGAAGCGAUUCGCUACGCUGAGAUGAUAUCUCAGGAAUCUUUCCUAGUUGAUGAACAGCGUCGGACUAGCGCUAGCGACACUGGUUCUGCUGCGGACUUCGAUACUACCUGUAGUUCUGGUAGUACGGUUACUCCCGAUCCUAGUGUGACCGGGCCGAGCCCUCUUGCGACUAGUUCGAGUGCGCCGAAUGAGGCAGCAGAUGAGAGCGACUAUGAACUUCAGAUUCAGGCCGCUAUUCGCCUGUCCCUUCUCGAAAGUGGUAACGACGCGGGUGGAUCACCGGGAGCUAGCGGAUCUGGAGAGUAUGAUAUUCCGAUUACGAUCAAGGAGAAGAAGAGCAAGAGAUCUGACACUAGCUCACCUUCAUCAAGUCAUACGCCUAUUGUCAAGCGAGCUGAGUCACCACCGAAAUCGGUUGCGACUGGUUCUAAAUCCGUCGCAGACGAUGAUUUGGAGUUUGCGCUGCAACUUAGUCUGGCAGAAGAAGAGAGCAGAAAGGCAAGCAUGGCUGCUCUAGAAGAUGUGGAUGCGGAUCAGGAGUUUCCUACGCUUGGUGGAAGUGGUCUCGGAAAAGGCAAGGGGAAGGCUAUCUAAAGUAGCAACACUUUUUUUUCUCCAGGGGAAGUUGUGAAGUUGAGUUAAGUAGAUAAUGGUUUGUUGCUGGUUCUCUUCUCGCCCGCUGUUUCGGGGCUUAAUAUGUUGGUUUGUUUUCGCGGUGUGUUUAAUGGAAGAUUAGUACUAAAUUUCGAGUUCCAUUUGAAGAAUUGGGCUUUUUAGUGAGCUAAUGUGCUGUAUCAUAAGCUAUAAGCGCCGCAAAGGUUGCGUGUAGGCUGUAUUGGUAGUUGAGCAAUCCCUAAAUAUGGUACGCCACGCUCCCUAUAAUGCUCCCUAUAAUGUCCGCUAUAUACCCCGCAAUACUCGCCUAUAUGGGUGAAGCUAUAGGGGGACUAGUGGGUUGAGCCUUCAGGCUUAACCUGCAGUAAAGAGUGGGAAAAUAGGGGACACUGAUGGGCUUAGUAGUGAACCUUUACUUAACAAUUAAUAUCUACCCUCAGUUAAUGUACCUUCUGAAGGGUCCUGGGCGACAACAAUGAACUAAAUCUGUGUUCCGCUUCUACCUAGGUAGAUACCCAGGCUGCUAGGACCCCCUAAUAGCC